GGUCAUUGGAGGGGGGUACAGACCGGUUGCCUUUCGAGACCCAAGUUGGGAUUUUUGGGUUUGAAGGAUGAGUUCCCUUGGUGUUGGGACGGGAGAGGAGUUGUGUGAUAUUUCUAUUCUUAUUCUUAUUUUGUUUGUUUUGAUUGAGAGAUGUCGAAUAUGGGGUCGAGAACGAAAGAUGAUGAGCCGGUUAAUCUUCUGUCGCUGGAUGGUGGAGGUGUACGAGGUGUUUCGUCGUUGGUGAUUCUGGAUCGGAUUAUGGAAAAGAUUCAGAGGAGGGAUGGGCUGGAAGAGAUACCGAAGCCUUGUGACUAUUUUGAUAUGAUUGCUGGGACGAGCUUAUCGCAAUCAUGUUGGGGGAGACUAAGGAUGUCUACUACUGAGGCCUUGAAGGCAUACGACGAUUGUGCUGCGAGUAUCUUCAACAAGAAGAACAGGAAGACGGGGCAGGUGUCGGACAAGUACAAGUCCACUGCACUGAAGGAAGCUGUUCAGAACUUGGUCAAGGAGAGGGGAAUGGGGGAGAUGAUGAGGGACCCGGAAAAUCCCAAGAAGGGGAAGGUGAUUGUGUGUGUGAUGCCUGCGGAUUCUGUUGCGACGGGGGAGACGAAGCUGGAGCUGGGUGCAGGUGUGCGCAAGGGGUUAUUCAUUGACGCGGCAGUUGGCUUCAACAAUCCGGCAAAUUACCUUUUGAAGGAGGCGCUGGAUGAGUUUGGAUCUCGCCGCCGCUUUGGAUGUUUGAUCAGUAUUGGUACGGGUACGAAAUCGACCGAGACUGUGAGGGUGAAGACUGGAUUCAAGAACUACACGAAGGCCUGGGAGCAGCUUCAAGGUCUUAUUGGGAUGGUCAAGAAUGUGGCUACCGACACGGAGACGUCACAUAAGCAGAUUCAUGACAGGUUUUCACGCUUUCCUGGGUCGUAUCAUCGGUUCAAUGUACCGGAUGGUGCCAAGGAGGUUGAGCUGGAUGAAUAUAAGAAGAUUCCGCAGCUCAAGGCCUUGACUAGGGAUUACCUCGGUGGGGAUAGUGUAGGUCGACAAAUACGUGAGGUGGUGGAGGGCUUGGGGGCUCGUGGCAGGUUCAAGCAUGGGUUGACUUUGGGCCAUGCCUACUUUCCGGACAGUGACCAGCUAUUUCUCUCAGACAGAUCCAAGGCGAUGGGAAUACCGAGCAGCUUCUUCAUAGGGAGACAAGAUGUGCUGAACAAAAUCGAUCAAGUGUUUUGCGAGCGCGACACAGGAGGAGUUCCAAGGAGGGAAUUUCUUCUGUGGGGGAUAGGAGGCGUUGGGAAAAGUGAAGUUGCCCUCAAGGCAGCAGAGAACCUGGAUGGAAGUUUCAAAUAUAUCUUUUACGUCGAUGGGUCAGAAAGAUCUACGAUUAUUCAUUCGUACGCCGAGAUUUCCAAACGAUACAACUUGGGCGGUACCAAUCCAGAAACAAUGUUCCACAUGGCACUGGAAUGGAUGGGGCGCUUGGCAGACGAAUGGCUCUUGAUUUUCGACGACUGCAACUUGAGUGAGCGCGCCGGUUUCAUACCGGGCAGAGGAAAGGGCAACAUCAUCUACACAUCACGCUUCAAUGGCCUUGAGCACAACUUCCCUGCACACCUUGUCUACCACGUUGAACCUCUGGCCGAGAGGGACGCUGUUGAACUUUUUUGGGAGCUUCUGGUCUCUUGGAUGUGA
Messenger RNA from Podospora pseudocomata, 1686 nucleotides. RefSeq lists its product as uncharacterized. The coding region runs from base 151 to 1686 and encodes 511 amino acids. The record is from RefSeq and is a predicted model, not a curated record. Gene Ontology annotation, cellular component: membrane. Gene Ontology annotation, biological process: arachidonate metabolic process. The transcript has 6 exons. Lineage: Eukaryota; Fungi; Ascomycota; Sordariomycetes; Sordariales; Podosporaceae.